This is a messenger RNA of Notechis scutatus (mainland tiger snake), 703 nucleotides long. The record is from RefSeq and is a predicted model, not a curated record. Lineage: Eukaryota; Metazoa; Chordata; Lepidosauria; Squamata; Elapidae.
UUAGGUGUUGAGAAGUUUAAGGGGAAAAUUAUUCACAGUUCGGCAUAUAAGAAUCCUGAAAAAUACCAGGACCAACGAAUCCUCAUUAUAGGUGUGGGAAAUUCUGGAAUAGAAAUUGCUAUUGACCUCAGCCAUAACACAAAGCAGGUCUUUCUGAGCACUAGAACUGGUGCUUGGGUGGUCAAUCGAGUCUCUAAUGAUGGGUAUCCUUUGGAUGUAGUUUAUUUUACACAUUUCAAAAAUCUCCUUUUCCAUAAACUUCCUGUGGCACUGAUAAACCAAUGGGGAGAGAGGAAGCUGAAUAUGAAAUUUAACCAUGAGAACUAUGGUGUAAAGCCACAGCACAGGUUCCUAAGUAAGAGCCCAAUUAUGGGCGAUGAUCUACCAAAUGCUAUAAUUACUGGCAGGGUGCUAAUGAAACCAAAUGUGAAGAAGUUCACCGAAAAAGGUGUGAUAUUUGAAGAUGGCAGCACAGAAGAAAAUAUUGAUGUGGUAAUUUUUGCUACAGGAUACAACUUCUCAUUUCCCUACACUCAGGACUCUAUCCUUGGGACCCAAACAAAUAAACUCUCACUAUAUAAAUAUGUUUUCCCACCACACUUGGAAAAGCACACAUUAGCUGUGAUUGGCUUAAUCAAACCUAUGGGAGCCACUAUGCCUAUAUCUGAGCUCCAAGUUCGCUGGGCCACAAGAAUCUUCAAGG